AUGGAGCAUUGUCCGGGUCUGGAAACCUCGAAAUGUGGUCGUCCUAGGGUGUUGUCUGAAGCCGGCAAGCGUUAUUGUGUUCAAAAAGUAACCAAAGAGCGGGUUUCAAGCGCCGCCAGGGUCACAAAAAUGUUGGAGAAAGAUUUCCAAAUGAAGAUUUAUCCGGAAACCGUUCGUAGAGCACUCCGCACUGCGGGCUUAGGGGCUAUCAAGAAGGAAAAGAAGCCUUUUUUGCCUAGUGACGCUAACGUCAAGAAGAGACUUGCGUGGUGUAAGCAGCACAAAGACUGGACUGUUGACGACUGGAAACGUGUUAUUUGCACAGACGAGACCAAAAUUAACCGUUUCAACUCAGAUGGGCGAGAGUGGGCCUGGAUCCAAUCUGGUGAACGGCUUCAAAACCACCAUGUCAAGCUCACUGUAAAACACCAUGGUGGUAGUAUCAUGCUUUGA
This is a messenger RNA of Mucor velutinosus, 453 nucleotides long. RefSeq lists its product as uncharacterized. The record is from RefSeq and is a predicted model, not a curated record. The transcript has a single exon. Gene Ontology annotation, molecular function: DNA binding. Lineage: Eukaryota; Fungi; Mucoromycota; Mucoromycetes; Mucorales; Mucoraceae. Bases 1 to 453 code for a protein of 150 amino acids. Gene Ontology annotation, biological process: DNA transposition; DNA integration.